This is a messenger RNA of Spea bombifrons (plains spadefoot toad), 3081 nucleotides long. It is a transcript of the gene MMRN2, whose product is annotated as multimerin 2. Gene Ontology annotation, molecular function: protein binding. Lineage: Eukaryota; Metazoa; Chordata; Amphibia; Anura; Pelobatidae. The transcript has 7 exons. The record is from RefSeq and is a predicted model, not a curated record. Gene Ontology annotation, biological process: negative regulation of cell migration involved in sprouting angiogenesis; negative regulation of vascular endothelial growth factor receptor signaling pathway.
UCAAGUGGGUCUCUUGGUUUAGAGGAGAACGAAACCAUGGCGAGGAGGCUGUCCGUUAUCGUUCUCUCCGUUGGGUUGAUGAAUUUGGUCUCCGCUUCCGUGACCCGUCACGGUUAUGAUGGAUUUUCAUCUGUAGGGUCAAGACUUGAGGUCCACGGAUCAUCCGUGUACAACCGCGGGCUCCCCGGGCACGAGAGAGACCUCCUCGACCAGAAGAGGACUUUGGCUGGAGGUCUCUCUCGCACAUUAAAGACUGUUCCACCAAAUGUCAAGGAUGGGAUUACACCUGAACCAGAGCAACCAGUUCCGAGGAGGGGGAAGUGGUGCUCCGUUGUGCGUUCCCGGGUGGUGACGUACGUGGACUUGUGCAGGACAGAGAAGUACGUGAUAAGGUCUCAGCUGCCCUGUCCAAACGGGACUCCAGAUUGCCAAAAAAUUAUGUAUCGUCUGGCUCAGAAACCAGUGUAUGAAAUGAAGAGGAAAGCAGUUACCAGCUUGGAUUGGAGAUGUUGCCCGGGAUUCGUUGGCACGACCUGCGAGCUCCCAGAUCCUAAUUCUAUCCAGAUCCCGGCAGAAUUCUCAGCACGGCCGGAGACAGAAGAGCAACAUCCGCUAAACCAAGAGGUCUCUGAGAUAAUGCAAGAAAUUCAAAGCCAAGAAACACUGCUGGAGAACAUUCAGAACGACAUCCACCAGGCCUCCGGUAACCUCCUGGACUUGCACAAUGCACUAGAGCACAAUGUGACAAUUCCAUCGAAUGAGACUAAAUUGGGUAAGAUGAGCAGGGAUCGGUAAAUAUUUACGGUCGAGGUAUUUCUUCCCCAUGUAGAACAUUUCCUUAAGGAGCAUUUUAGCCCAAUGUUCAGCAGUUUCAAUAAGAGCCUUCAGAGCCUUUCCUUCAUGGUGAAGAACCUCUCUGAGAACGUGGAAACCAACAGGAUCAGGUUGGACAAAUUCCUGGAGAACACGGUGCCGAAAAGAGACUUCCAGGAGCUGGGGUCGAAGUUUGAGUCAAAGAUAGAGGAAAACAUGGUCAAGCUUGAACAAAUGAAACACGACAUGGGCAGCCAACUGCAUGCGCAGCAGGCCGGGAUCCACCACAACUUAACGAUGAUUAAAGCGGAAACAGACGUGAAACUGAAACGAAACCAGAAACUCCAACAGACUCAGUUCAUGCAGCUCAACCUUAGCAUCUCGGAGCUCCGGAGGGAGCAGGAACAGUUUCAGGAUGAUCUUCAGGAAAUAACCCAAAACAUGACAGAGCUGCGGGAAUCCUGCUGCCCGAGAAGAGCAGAAACCAACCAACACGUCAACGAGACUCUUGCGGAUCAUGAAAGGCAGCUUAAAGACUUAUAUACCGAGUCGGACGCAGCGUUCGAAAACAUUUCCACUCUGGAGAAAUGGUUCAAGGAACUGAGGACCGACUUCAGGAAGAACGCGGAGGAGGUUCAAGUUUCAUUCAUGGAGAAGAGUCUCAUCAUGGAGGAGAAUAAGGAUUUCCUUCUGAAGCAAAUGAUGGAGUUGAAUUAUACCAUUGCUGGUUUGCAGGAAAGCGCCGACGAGCUGUUCAGAAACUGCGACUGUCAAAAGAUGACCUUGGACAUUCUGUCUCUAGAAGAAGCCCAAAAGAACUUCUCCAAUCUCUAUAAAGACGUUUUGUACGGGAUAGAAGAGGUGAGGCAAAAGGAAGGGAGUUCUAAAACGUCUCUCCAAAAUUCCUUCGAAGACUUGUCUCUGGCUCUUCAACUCAAUCGCCAGUCACUAACGGCUCAGCAAGAACAAGGAAGAAACCUAAUGAAUGUCACGACCCAGCUGCAAACCAAAGCCAAGGCCUUCGCAACUGAUGUAGAACUUCUGAAGGAGGACAACGACAAAAUCCACGACCACAUCAAACUCCUCGACAGCUCUUUCAGCUCUCUCCUGCAGGACGCCACGAGACACGACAGAGCCUUGGAAGCGUUGCUCGGAGAUGAACUUUUAGAGGAGUUUUCAGAAGACACCUCUGAGACUCUGCAGAUGACAAUACUGCAGAUGUACCAGAUUCUGAAUGAAACCCAAAACAGGCUCGAAAAGCAGCAGCAGAAAACCGAUUCCCUGGUGGACAGGGUGCAUUACCUGGAAACGCAGCCUCGGAGCCGAGACCCGCUGGGAUCUUCUACGAUUUUCAAUGUCCAGCAGGGGGUGACGAAUGAUGGCCCGUUUAAGAAGAGAAGUCUAGUGCACAUGGAACCAAGCCAUGAAGCUUCAAUGGAUGAUGAAACCACCAACGGAGAUGUCGCCAUCUUGAAAAAUGACAUUAAGCACUUAAGCGGCAAAAUGAAAAAGCUGGAAUCUUACUUUAGGGAUGGAACCUUCUGUAACGACACCGUACUUAAUGCCCUGAGACCAUUGAAUGUAUCUGUUGGAUCCAUGAAGUCGGAGAUUGUUGCCUUGAGAGGACUUUUUGACGGACACGUGCAAUCUUUCCAAAAGAUAUUCGGCAACUACGAGCCCUUUAUUUCCUCUGAUACGCCUCUCGAUCUCGUGAAGGUCCAAGCCAUCAUUGAUAAGAAAAUGAAGACGAAGCAAAAAGGAGAAGAACCUAAACCUAAGAAGAGCGACCGCCGCUGGCAGUCUGAUGGAGCGGCAGAGCAGACUCCGAAGCAAGGCUCAUCGGUAGCAUUCUCCGCCGGCUUCACGGAUGGAGCAGAAGGCGUCAAAAUUUUAAGAUUCAAAAACAUUCUCUUGAACUACGGCAAUGUUUUCUCGGCGGAGGACAACCAUUUCACCGCGCCCUACCGAGGGGUCUACGCUUUCGCCAUCACCGUGGAUUUUGGUUCCGGAAACGCGCUUGGGCAUCUGGUGUUUGGAGGACGGGAAAAACUAGCCUUAUACAACAGUGCGACCCCUCAGGACGAGAGCGUGAGGCACAGCUUCGCUUUGGUGGAACUCCAAAAAGAUGAUAAAGUAUGGUUCGAGCUUCUUCACGGCUCAAUUAAGAAGAAUUCUUUUGGGACUGUCCUGGCUGGGUACCUGGUCUUCAAAACGUAGAUUAGAUCUUCCAACAGACAUUUCAGAAUUACCCCCUUUCUUGGAAAAAAA